This is a messenger RNA of Poeciliopsis prolifica (blackstripe livebearer), 1451 nucleotides long. It is a transcript of the gene nudt22, whose product is annotated as nudix (nucleoside diphosphate linked moiety X)-type motif 22. The record is from RefSeq and is a predicted model, not a curated record. Lineage: Eukaryota; Metazoa; Chordata; Actinopteri; Cyprinodontiformes; Poeciliidae. Bases 231 to 1310 code for a protein of 359 amino acids. The transcript is spliced from 7 exons. Gene Ontology annotation, molecular function: GDP-mannose hydrolase activity.
AUCUUUGACAUCUGACGUAGUUUUGGGGAAAGGAGGAAGAAACGACCAGUGUUUUGAAAGGUGGUUCAGUCUGGAGAAGGGAAGCAGGAACAAAGCUGCCCAAGAAGGUCUAAUGUCACCUGUUACCAGGAUACAAAACAUCAUUGUCUUCAUAUGAUGAUCACGACCAGCUGAAGCGCCAGGUUGGGCUCAGAGAGAGUAGUGGACUCCAGUGAUCAUCCACAGUAAACAUGAUGGACCCUGAAGUGUCUCUUCUGCUGGACUGUGCACACUGGAGCGGGCUGCUGGAGCACCAAGUACAGGUGGAGCUUUCAGACAGAUUCAACAGGCAGACAGAUCCUCUUCUUGAGCAGCACAUAAACCGGGUUUGGACCGAACGGCUUUCCAAGGAGCCGUGGCUUUUUAACGGAGCCAAAUUCAGGCUGCAUUCCUUCUGCUUGGCCUCUCCAGAGAAACUCGGCUGCUUUCAGUCUGACUGUGGAGAGCAGCAGGGCGGUGAAACAGGUCAGGACAGAGGGGACGUUAACGUUAUUAACGGUUGUAUACGUCAAACAGAAGAUGGUGGAGGAGUCAGUCAGGUGAUAUCACAGCCAAAACAUCACCCUGGUUCUGUUCUCACGCUGAGGCUGGGCCUCACCUGCUACAAGGACUACCUGGGAACAAACUGGUCUGGUGAAGUGGCAGAGCUCCGCCGCCGUGGGCAGGAGGAGUUUGGCGACCCUCUGGCCCUGCUGGCGCAGCCCCUGGGCGUUGGCGCCGUGUUGUGCACAUGUGAUGGUCAGGUGGUGUUCAUCAGGAGGAGCCAGAAGGUGGCCGAGGCUGGAGGGCUGCUGGACAUUCCCGGCGGCCACCCGGAGCCAAAGGCAGUGUGUGAGCGUCUGGGCGAGGCGGCGGGUGAAGAGCAGAUCAGUCUGGUCAUGAUGCAGCAGAGGCCGGACGCCGUCGUCUCGGAGCUGUUCUCCUCCAUCUGCGCUGAAAUCAGGGACGAGGUAAAUAUUCCUUUGAGCAGCCUCGGUGCUCCUGUCAUGAUGGGCAUCGCUCUCAACCACACCAGCGCCGGACGCCCGAGCUCAGAGUUUUACAUCAGCUGCUCUCUGUCUUCUGAUGAAGUCAGGACAUUGUACUGGAAAGGAGGAGCAGAGGCCAACGAGUCCACAGACGUCGUCUUCCUCAGCACAACGGAGGUGAUGCAGCUGAACAGAAGCAGCCCUCUGUGGUCGGAGAUGUGUCCCUCCGCCAAAGGAGCCAUGCUGCUUUAUCAGAUGGUGAAACCAGGAGAGCCAAGCAAACCAAACCGAGAGGAAAGAUGAGCACAAAGUUACCAGUUAAAUUUAUUCACUUCAAGCACUCAGAGACUAGCAGUGAUGUCAAAACUCUGUACUUUGUAAAAUAACAUGGUUAAAAUAUUUUCAAUAAAAAUCUUUUACAAAGUUUUUGACUUUGAAAACUAA